AGUUAAUAAAGUAAAAUUUCGCAGUAUUUAUUUUCUUAUUUCUUAAGGUUUUUUGCGAUUGUCUAUUAUUAUUUAUUUCAUUAGAAUUUAGAAUUACUGUUUAUGAAUUUAGGAUUUUUCACAUCUACCUAUUACUUUUGUCGAUUCAUUUUAGAUAUCAAGUGUUAACAUUCAUACCUACAAACGAUUUGUUCAAAAGUGUUGUCUUUGUAAGCACAAUAUUCACAAUGAAUAGAAUAUUAUACCUUGUCUCUGGAACGCACUUGAUACUCUCUCAAUUCACCAAAGUCGAGGAGAGCUUCAAUAUUCAAGCGAUCCACGAUAUUUUACACCAUAAAACUAAUUUAUCACAGGUGUGUUUAUGGAAUUCCGUUGGAAAAUAAAAAUUGUAUUUGGUACCUACUUACUAUUGCCUGAUGUAAAUAUUUUAACAUAUAUUCUAUAGAAAAGAAAGAUAGCUUAAUUUAUUAAAUUUUGUAAUUUGUGUAUUACAAAUUGUAAAUUUAAGUCACUUUUUAAAAAAAAUGUUUUAAAUGUUAUUAAAAAAAAAAAUAACUCUUCUAAUUCAUACUAUACAGUGAAUUCAAUUGAGCAACUAUUUAUUAAGUACCCAUUAUAAUAUUUAUUUUGUGAAAGCAAUCAUCAUUUUUACAUUGGAGCUAAAAAUUGUGCAAUUAUUAUACUUACCUAUAUUAAUAGGUAAAGAUUUUUAUUAACUUGUCAUGAAUAAAAAUAUUUUUUUUCUUAGUAUGAUCAUUUAGAAUUUCCUGGAGUGGUACCAAGAACAUUUUUGGGGCCUAUAUUGAUAUCUGUGCUAUCGUAUCCAAUUUUUUUUUUUAUAAAUUAUUUAGAAUACUUCAAUAAAUUUAUAAACCAACUACUUGGUAAGUGGCUAAUAAUAAUUUAUACAAAUGCGUAAAUUUAUAUUUUUUUUAUUUUCAGUCCGUGCAAUAUUAAAUUUGAUUGUUGUUGAAAGUAUUAAGCACUUUCAUAAAACUAUUGAGAAAAUCUUUGGAUCAGGUGUUGGUAAUUGGUUUUUAAUUAUAACUUCAACACAAUUCCAUGUGAUGUAUUAUUCAAGCCGUCCACUCCCAAAUAUUAUGGCUUUUCCAUUAGGUCAGUAUUUACUUGUAUACAAGUAUUAUAUUUAUGGAACUAUUAUAAUAAUAUAUAUAUUUUUAAUUUAGGUAUAUGAAAGUUAUUGAACAGGUUAUUAUAAAAUAUUUUAUUUUGAUAACUGGUUAUUACAAUAAUUGUAUUGUAAAUGUUAAUAUAUUUUAUUAAGAUAUAGGUUAGGUAUUACAUUAAAUCAAUUUUUCUGUUAAGGAAAUAGUAAUGAUAGCAAUUAGUUCAUGGAUCACAGGAAAGUAUAAAACUCUUAUAUGGAGUUCAGCGGCUGCCAUUUUAAUAUUUCGUUCAGAAUUGGUUAUUUACCUUGGAAUUAUUUUGUUGAUUGAAUUAUUUUAUAAACGAUUAACUAUACUUAGGUACGUAUGUUGAAUAUUUUUUAACUUAAUUAAAUCUAAUAUUUUGAUUUAUGUCUAGAGGAUUGAAAAUUGGAUUUGUAGCUGCUAUUGUGGUUUUGACUACAAGUGUAAUUAUCGACUCUAUAUUUUGGCGUCGUCUCGUGUGGCCCGAAGGAGAAGUUCUAUUUUUCAAUACGAUUCUUAAUAAAAGCAGUCAGUGGGGUGUAUCCUUUAUAAAUUACAUUUUAAAAAAUACAAUGGAACCUAGAUAAGUUAAAAUUCAAGGGAAAUGCAAUUCAAAGUUUUCAACUUAUUGAGGUUCCACUAUAAAUGAUUUAAAUUUAUAUUAUGUAAAACAUAAUUUGUAAGGGUCUUAGUAAAAAUCAAACUUUUAUCAUGAGAUUUGAAGAGGAAAAUAUUUUCAGAACCUGUAGUAUACUCUUUUUGUAAAAUAUUGUCUAGUACUGUAUCUAUUUGAAAGUAUUUUACAAAAAUUCUGUGUCAAAAUCUCUAAAAUAUUCAUUAAAUAUAUACUAGAUUUUUAAACUCUAAUUUCAAUUGACACUAUAGAGUUAAUAUGUUGGUAUUAUUUGUUUCUAAUUUAUAACAAGAAUAUUAUAAUUAGGUAUUUGUAUUAAUUAUUAUUUAAUAUUUUUAGUAUAAUUAACCAACUAUUUUCUAUAUAAAAUACAUAGUAUUAUAAUAACUACUUUAAAAAUAUUUAUAUGUCUGGUUUGGGGGAUAUUUUUAAUAAUUUUUGAAAUUAAAAGAUGUUGUUAUUUUAUCUUACAACAAUAUAUACAAUUUAAGUUUAAAGCAUUUAAAAAUAUCAAAUAUUUAUACAAAAAAUUAAAUUAGAUAAUAGAACCUAUAACAAGACAAUCAUACUGUGUUAUUUUGCAUAUUAAUGACUUUAACAUUUUUCUUAAUAAUCAAUAAUAUAGACACAGCCAUUUUUAUGGUAUUUUUACUCUGCAAUACCUCGAGGAAUUGGAUUUUCUCUAUGUUUCAUCCCUUUGGGUAUGAUUUAUGACAUACGAGUUACAAGACUUGUUUUACCAGCUUUGAUGUUUGUACUAAUCUAUUCAAUCCUGCCUCAUAAGGAAUUGCGAUUUAUUAUUUAUGUAUUUCCUGUAUUAAAUAUCUCGGCAGCAUCAUAUUGCAAUAGAAUGUAAGUUUAAAAUAUAAUAUCCAAUAAAUGUUCAAUUAGUAGAAUUAUUUAAUUUCUAUUUGGCAGAUGGCAGACUAGAUUUAAACCAAAAGGAUUAAAAAAUUUAAUUGCUCUAGUUUUUUGUAUAAGUCACAUUAUUGGAAAUUUAACUUUUACAAUAAUUCUAUCAAGUGCUGCUAUUCAAAAUUAUCCAGGAGGUCAUGCUAUGUUAACGCUUCAUAAAGUUGAACACAAAAAUCUGAAUGCAAAUUACUCAAUUCAUAUUGAUAAUCUUCCAGCACAAACAGGAGUUACACGAUUUACCCAAUUAAGUAAUCAGUGGACGUAAGUUAUUUAAUUUAUCUAUUUAAUCAAAACAAUUUUUGUUUUUCUUCACAUUGAAAUAAUGUCAAAAAUGUUUAAAUUUUAAUUACUGAAGUUCUUAAUUAUAUACAUGUAUGUAUUACAAAUGUGAAACAUUUGAUAUUUAUAUACAUUAUAAUUUUCUACUAACAAUAUUAUGCAUACCUAUCUUCUAACAUAGUUAAUGAUAAAACUUAAAUUAAGAAUAAUAAAUCAUUUGUAGAAUUUUAACAUCUCUAAAAUUCUUAAUUUUGGAAUUUAAUAUACAUUGAAUUUUAAUUCUAUUAUUUAUUAAAAAUAAAUUUAAUUGUUAGAGUUUUUUUGCUGUAAUUCGGUUAUAAAUACACGUAGAAACUUGAAACUUGGUAAUAAUACUCAUAUUGGACUUACCUAGAUGUGCUAAAAUUUUCAAAAAUCAUCAUUAUAUGAAAAUAAAACGAAUGUUUAAAAAAAAAAUUUAAAAAAUGAACUGCGAAGAAAGCAAAUGAAAUUGAAGAAAUAAUAUGAAAUAGAAAAAGAUACAGACAUACUUGGUACGAUGGGUAGGCUACUGUUUUAAGUGAGAAGUUUGGAAGGUAGUAGAGGGGAAAUUCAAUGUAUAUCUAUUACUCAUUACACUCAUUACUGUACACACUCAUUAACCAUUGCUUAUGAAAAAUGAUUCUGAGUAGAGUUUGGUUGACAGUGUUGUUUUGUCAACAAUAUAUGUCAUAUUAUGGUAAAAUAAUUACAUGCAUUCUAUUUUCUUUAAUACUAUUUUUUAAAUUGUAUACCUGCUUUUCCAGGUUUUUACUGGUUUUCUCAUUUUUUUCCCCGAUUUUUCCAAUCAUUGGGAAAACUGGGAAAAUUUAAAAUUAACCUUUUUAAAGUACCACCUCAGUCAAAUUUACUUCCAAACAAAUUACUGUCAUUGUAAAUUGGAGAACAAUUUCUAGUAGAAAAGUUGUUCACAGAUAAAAAAAAAUAAGAAAUAAACAUCAUUGUAAAACUAAAAACAUUCCUCCCUACUCUCAGAAUCUAAAAUGAAAUUGAUAGAAAUAGCAAUCUUAUAUUGAUCUAACAAUAAUGACUGAUAUUCUAUCAUAACUGUUUUUUCAUCAAAUUUCAAUUUUUUAUUUCAUAUUAUUUCUAUCUUUUAUAUAUUAGUUUUGUCCACAGUUCUAUUUUUUUUUAAUGUUUUGUAUUUAUUAUUUUAAAAAAUAGAUAUAGCAAAAAAGAACAUUUAAAACCUGGAUGUGAAGAACUAAUGUCUUUUACACAUUUAGUUAUUGGAUCAAGCCAUAGAGACAAUGAAGAAAUGUUACCAUACAAACACAGUCAUCAUAUAUUGUUCUCUGUGUCAGGAUUUUCAUAUGUUUCUUUGAACUAUAAUACUUUUCCUCCACUUAAAAUUAAAACUAAAACACAAAUAUUUGUAUUGAAAAAAAACACUAUUAAAUCAGGAGUUAAACAAACCAUAAAAAGGAUUAAGGAAGAAUUCAAAAAUGCUCCAGAGAAAGACAGUAAAAUUGAUUUGCAAAAAAGUUUAAAACAAAAAUCGAAAAGCCAGAUAAAUGACUAAUUUAAAAACUUUAUGUGCUUUUUAUAUCUUGUAACCAAUUAAAUAAAAUAAAUAAUAAAUUAUAGUUAAAGUUAUCAUAUUGUAAUUAACCUGUAUAAUGUAAUUUACAGUUUAAUUUUAAAUUUGUAUUUAUUUUAUUAUGUUUGGCUUUAUUGAAUAAGAAAAUGAUUGUAUAACAAUUUCUGUGAAAUAUGCAAAUGAUUAGUUAAGAUAACAUAUUUAUUAUUUAGGGUUGAUUUGUAAUUUGAUUUUAGUUAUAAACUAUCACCACACUGCUCUGAGUUCCAUUACUGUGCUGUAUAUAACUAACUUUAUAUCUACUUGAUAACUAUUAAAUUACAGUCUACUGUAUACAAUUGUAUACAGAAAAGUAACACUAAAAGUUAGUGUUAAAUAUUUGCUGUCUAUAAUAAUUUGUU
Messenger RNA from Cinara cedri, 4959 nucleotides. The record is from the annotation of a GenBank genome assembly. Lineage: Eukaryota; Metazoa; Arthropoda; Insecta; Hemiptera; Aphididae.